Molecule: messenger RNA, 847 nt
Organism: Neurospora tetrasperma FGSC 2508
Lineage: Eukaryota; Fungi; Ascomycota; Sordariomycetes; Sordariales; Sordariaceae
Exons: 3
Coding region: 71-628 (185 amino acids)
Source: RefSeq, a predicted model, not a curated record
CCCCAUCCUCACCUGCACUCAUCAGCUUCUCUUUCUCCCUCACCAAGUCCAGCAUCCCCAUCCCGUCAAAAUGGUCGCCAUGAAGUUCGCCACCAUCGCCGUCCUUGCGACUGUCGCCGUCGCCGCGCCCACCACUGCCGUCACCACCGCGAAGGAGGUCAAGCCCUUCAGCUGGUCCCAGUGGGUCGCCGACAUCAUGAACCCCGAUGUAGUCGCCCUCACCCCUGAGCAGGCCGUUGAGGCAUACUACCAGAGCAUCAACGCCACCGCGUCCACCCACGACGGCGCCGCGAAAGUCAAGCGGUUCAACAGGACUUGCGCUACUUCCGAAAAUUGGAGGGCCGAUGUUGACGCCGCUUCCAAGUGUGUGAGCGGCCUGGCGGCGCAAGGGACCGGUGUCUCAUACACCGUUAAGGGUCAAAGCAAUGCCCUGGAACUCUGCAAGGACAUUCCCGGGGUGUUGUUAGAUGUUUAUUCAUACUACAACGGGGAUUACCAAUGGACAGCUCAGGAAUUCGCCGUUGGUGGUGGACACAUCAUGGACGGUUGUACCUGGGGUGGCAGAACCGGUGGAGCUAUUUACGAGGAUGCCAGCCCACUCCUGCAAAUAACUUUGAGAAGGAGGUGAGAAAUGUGUGAACAACCAGGCUGGGGGGCGGAAAUAUGAAUUUGUGUGUUAUUGCCAAGGGGGGAUGGGACAUGGUCACGUCGAUGAUGAGGAAUGGUAAUGCCGCGGGAUAAUGGAAAAAAAUUUAGGAAGACAUAUAACCUAUCUUGGAGAAUUGUGGGCAGGUUCUGACCCAAUUCAUUUGGACGCCCUAUCGAAUCACUUUCCCGAUGUUUGAUA